This is a messenger RNA of Dioszegia hungarica, 3171 nucleotides long. RefSeq names its product putative GTPase activating protein for Arf-domain-containing protein. The coding region runs from base 1 to 3171 and encodes 1056 amino acids. The transcript has 9 exons. Lineage: Eukaryota; Fungi; Basidiomycota; Tremellomycetes; Tremellales; Bulleribasidiaceae. Gene Ontology annotation, molecular function: GTPase activator activity. The record is from RefSeq and is a predicted model, not a curated record.
AUGAUCCACCCAGCGAGUCUGGCAAGCUCGCCGCCUUCCCUACCUAUCGUCCGGCAGCCUUCACCUCUGUCCUUCUCAGUGACAUCGGAAGAUCACUCGACGCCGCCCUCGCCCAGCUCGCACUCUGGCUCCAGCCUCCCUCAAAUAGGGUUCUCCGAGCCCAACCUCCCAGGUCCUUCGCGUAUCCGGCGAGUCCCUUCGCCCACUCCCAUAUCGCCGCCUUUUCGCGUUGGCAAUGGCGAAGGACCGGUCCCUACCGCCCCUCUCCCCGACUCCAUCCUCUAUCGCUCAACCCUCGCCCACCUCGAAACGUCCACUUCCACUCUGAAACGCCUGUCAAAGUCCGUGCUCAACCACAGCUCGGUGUUGAUUGCUGUACUCGAAGCUGUCGAGAAGGCGGAAGAGGAGUUCUUGUUGGUGUUGGGGGAAUUGGGGCGGUAUCUGGAAGGAGGGUUUGGCGUGGCGGGCGGGAUAUGGGCAGAGGAUGGGGUGAGGAAGGUACGGAAAGAGAGGUGGAAGGGGCAAAGGGAAGAAGUGAGGGGGAUGGUGGAGCAGGGAGUGGCUGGUAUGAAGGGGGAUUUGAAGCGCUGGGGACUAGCAGGAGGGGGAACGCAAGCGAGAUUUGAGCGUACUACGAAGCAGUACUACGAUCAGACGUCCAACUAUCUGUCACAUUCGGACCCCUCCUCCAGCUCAGCACCCGCAUCACAUUCCAUGUCAGCCACCACAUCGUCUCCUGCUUCAAAUCCGCGACACGCCUCGCCAACCGCCGGCGAGACGGAGCAGUCCGCCCGAACAGCAGCUUUCGAGCUCGCUAGAUAUUCACACCACUCGACCCUACUCUACGCGGUGCCUCCAUCUUCGCUGAGCUGCCUCGAUCUGCUCGUAAAUCUAUACGGCUGGGUCGGAGGGGUUCUCGGCGAAAACCCUGUCAGGCGGGAAAGCACAGGUGGGAUGGACGAGGCUUUCGGUUCCGCGCCGAGUCUCGUCUCCCGCCCGCCCAAAGAAGGGUCAAUCAACUCCAUUCCGCCCUCCCUGCGGCUCAAGGAGGAGGUCGCUACCUCCCUUUCGAAGCUCGCAGGCGUGAGAGUAGAACUGCUCGAUGGAUGGGCAAAGCGGAACCAGCAGACCGCUCGGCUAGAGGACGAGGCAAACCGUCUCGUCACUCUCUCGGAGUCCAAAUUCGCCGCUCGGACCUCGGAAAAGCCGCUCUCGCCAAACCUGUCCUACUCUGCCCAUAUCACCCCCAUAUCCUCCGCCGGCGUCGAGUUCAAGAAGAACGCAGGAAAGAUGCACAAGCUACAUCGGUCCGUCGGCGGUAGAUUGAGAGAUUUGCUCAGCUCGUCUGGGUCCUCCAAGGAUCUCGCGGGCGUCAUAGGGGGCUCAAGGCCGAAAUUGCAUAAUCGGCACUCGAUACAGGUCACUCCGGAUGCUGCGCCCUUCCUCGUUGAUCCGGCUCUGUUUCCGCUCCCGAUCCUACCGCCUGGUCUGACGGAGACUGGACCUGCGAUCGGCGGGCUGGCGAUGCGUCGACCGAGCAAGUCGGCGGAUUCGAUGCCGGUACCGCACAGCGCUUUCGUGCCGCUGAGUACGGUGGAGAGUGUGGAUCAGACGGAGGGUCUAGGAGAGGAGCGGGAAGAUGCAGGCCGGAAGCGAGAGGGUGUACUUUGGGGAGCGGGAACGUGGGAGGAGGUCGGGAAGGGCGGGAAGGUCAAGUGGGAGAAGUAUUGGGUCGUACUAGAUCAUUCGUCGAUCUACGAGUACCGCGACACGGACUUUGAUCGUCCUGAAGGUCCACAUGCGGUGAUUGACCUGAAGUUUGCGAGUGUACGAGAAGGCAGGGGGACGGAUAGGAGAUUCGUAUUUGAGAUUGUCACUCCCACGCAAGGUCGGCGGCUGUAUCAAGCCACCUCGGACACGGAGAUGAAACAAUGGAUCUACGCUAUCUGCAACGCCAUUGAAUCGGUGAUACAAGGCACCUCCUCCGUCCGGACUUUUGACACCUCCAAGCUCCGCACCAUCUCCGGGGCAUACGACGACCAUGCCGUCCCUCUUCGCCAAAAACUCGGCUUCCCCAUCCCUGGGAUCCCUUCCCGCCCGAACGGCCUUCCUAUGCCUAUGCCUUACAUCCCGGGCAGUCCGUCCCGGCGGUCCAUGCCGCCCCCUAGCCGACCUGACGAGGGCGGCCCAGGCCUCUUUGACGCCCGACCCCGUAAACGGCAGACGAGCUUCAAGAAAGCUCUGCGGCAAUCUGCAGAGAUAGCGGGGGAGAAGUGGAAAGACGCCAUGAGCUCUCGGCAUCCCCAUGGCGGAGACGGGCGACCCGGGUUCUUAUCCCCCGGAACGAGGAUGAAGAGCUCUUCUUCCCAUUCUGCGACGCCUACAACGCAGCUCAACACGAGCACCGCGACCCAGACGACCGGCUCGACAAUGGUCGAGCCCCCCAGCGACGCGGGGACAUGGUAUGAUGUUGAUCCCGACGGGCAGAUUGAGAAGCGCGUCAUGGAGAUGGCGGGCUUAGGGAUCGGUUUCUCACCUACCAGCUCGCCAGCUGCUGAAGGGCGCCGGGUCAAAUCGGAAGGAAAAGGUGUUUUGGGGACGGCGGGUAAUCCGAGCGGCGCAGGGGAGGAGAUGACGCGAAGCCGGUCGGCGGAUGUCCCGCCGGUCCCGAAGGCGGUGAAUGAGGGGAGGCUGGAUAUGGAGACGUUGAGAAAGGUGGCGGGUGCGUCCGGGAAUACGGCUUGUGCGGAUUGUGGCAAAAGCACCAAGUCUAGUCGCUGGGCGACAAUCAGCCUACGAGACACAUCCAUGGUCAUGUUCAUCUGUAUCCGCUGCUGUGGGAUCCAUCGGUCGUUCGGCACGCACAUCUCCAAGCCGCGCUCGGUCGACCUCGAUAUUUGGACACAGGAGAGUAUAGCGCUGGCCUUGGAAUGGGGGAACGAGCGUGGGAAUAUGGUCUGGGAGGCUAUGCUUUCAGAUGGGGAGAAGAGGGGGAGUGAAGAGGAUAUCGCCGACUUUGUCCGGAGAAAGUAUGUCGAGGGGAGGUGGUUGAGCGAUGAGAUGCGCGCGAGGUACGGCCUGGAGCCGAGAGAUGGGGUCGUGGUGGGUGUGGCGCUGGGUGAGCCGGGGUUGCAUCCUGGAGGUGGGAUGGCGAUGGGGGUGGCGAGAUGA